Molecule: messenger RNA, 1444 nt
Organism: Lepisosteus oculatus (spotted gar)
Lineage: Eukaryota; Metazoa; Chordata; Actinopteri; Semionotiformes; Lepisosteidae
Source: RefSeq, a predicted model, not a curated record
AUGCCCCUGGAGGCCGGAACCGGUGCCGAGUCCCUAGCCAAGCGCGCCCCUGAAGCCCAGAGCCAGCGCCGGCCGGAUCAACCCGGGAAGCAGACUGGGAGUAUCGGGAAGGCAGGGGCAGGAGGGACUCCGCUGGGACGCACUGGCGGGUGGGCCGGGGUGGACGGAUCCGCAGUCGCCGAGGAGAAACUGACCAGGGCAGAGCAGCCGUUCAACGCCCCCAAGAACACCUCAGUGUCCAUCAGCCCCUCUGGUGCAAUAGCAGAAGGCAGUUCUGUCACCCUGACCUGCAGCAGCUCUGCAAACCCUCCAGUGAAGAACUACAGCUGGUUUAAGAUCAAUGGAACUGGUCCAUUAUAUAAAGGACCCAACUACACCAUCAUUAACAUCAGCUCUGCAGACAGCGGACAGUACUACUGUGAAGCACAGACCCGGCUGGACGUGACGGUGCUCUCUUCAGCUGCUGGUGGCCCGGCUGGGGCGACGCUCCUCACGGCGCUGGCAGUGAGGACGAAAGACGCACCGCGCAGCUCGCCUGAGACUCCGGGCGAACAGAAGCUGUUCCCUGUUGCAGAACUGCUGGAAGGCCUCAGGGCUGCUGCUGCUGCACAGUGCUGUGGAUGGAGAUCUGAGGAGCAGGGAGGCACCCAAGAGAGAAAACCGCAUCCCAGACCCGAGCAGCGAGGUCUCAGCAGGGCUGGUUGCACGUGUCUAGGAGAACUCCCGAACCCCAACUGCGCAAAGGUCACUUCAGACCGCACCAAGGGAGGAGGGCCGAGCCUGCUGCACCGUGGGCUCCAGGCGCUGGAGCAGCGGCGGUCUGGGGCAGAGCUCUCGGUCCGAGCGAUCUGGGAAAAGCUUCCCUCUGCAUCCCGGCUCUCCACGCUCGAGAGUGGCUCCUCUCUUUGUCUUCCUCUCGGCCGCUCACCUCUGUCGGAUCUGCUCAUCCCUGUGUUUCGCCGAGCUCCCCCUGCCACGUCCAGCAGGGACUCGGGCGCGUCGUGGAAUAUCGCCCGCGAGUGGGUCAGUGCCGGGCGCCGCGGUCACGCAGGGAUGUUCCGCCAGGGGGCGUCAGUCCGCUUGCUCGUGCGCUGUUCGUACCAGCGGUGCAGGACGGAGCGAGCGCCUGCUUCCUCGGGGCUGUGGUGUCUGCUGGGGUGUGAGGCGGAAAGGGCCAGUGUGGCGGUGAAUCGCGCUGGUUGAAGAGAGCUGUGAAAAACAGCAAAAUGCCACAUAGAAUCAGAAGCAACGGCAUGUGAUGUUUUUGCUGCUUUGGCGACACGUUCUCCUCUCGCUUGUCUCUCACUGUGAUCCGUGUCGGGCUCGGCUUUGGCCCAGUCCGGAGCGACACUACUGCGCAAUGACCAGGCCAGCAGUGCGCUGCGCUCCUUUCCGCUUUGUCAAACCCGGCGCGUAAUCUCUUAUGUAGUUUAAGAUACACUGA